This is a messenger RNA of Schistocerca americana (American grasshopper), 1623 nucleotides long. RefSeq names its product dolichyldiphosphatase 1-like. The record is from RefSeq and is a predicted model, not a curated record. Gene Ontology annotation, molecular function: dolichyldiphosphatase activity. Gene Ontology annotation, biological process: protein N-linked glycosylation; lipid biosynthetic process. Gene Ontology annotation, cellular component: intracellular membrane-bounded organelle; endoplasmic reticulum membrane. The transcript is spliced from 6 exons. Lineage: Eukaryota; Metazoa; Arthropoda; Insecta; Orthoptera; Acrididae. The coding region runs from base 1 to 774 and encodes 257 amino acids.
AUGGAAUGCCGGGAAUACACAGCAACAAAGAUGGCAGCUUCAGAAGAAGAGCAUGUAAUACACACAGUCAAACUCUCGACGGAUGACAAGCUUGUUUGGGUUCCUCUUUCGCUGACUCUAGUUGAAUAUCCACAAGGUGAUUGGCUGGGUAAAUUUUUAGCCCUUUCAAGUCUUCUACCAUUUGGAAUCAUAUCUGGUUUUGUUGCUCUCAUUCUCUUCAGGAGAGAUUUGCACACGAUAACAUUCUUCUUUGGCACUACACUGAAUGAACUCCUGAACCUCAUCUUAAAGCACACAUUUUGUGAAGCUAGACCUAUGCAGAGGAAUGCACUUUAUACGGAAUAUGGAAUGCCGUCGUCACAUUCACAGUUUAUGUGGUUCUUUGCUACUUACAUAGUAUACUUCGUGUGUAUAAGAUUACACCAUAUGAAUAAUAGUACUCUACUGGAAAAUAUCUGGAAGACAGCAAUAAUUAUUUCUAGUCUGUUUCUGGCAGCUCUCGUUACAGUCAGCAGAGUAUACCUGCAGUACCAUACUUGGAAACAGGUGCUAAGUGGUGCUUUAGUUGGUUUCUUGUUUGGAUCUCUCUGGUUUGCACUCACAUACUUGAUAUUCACACCUAUGUUUCCACUUGUUGCUUCAUGGAGAAUAUCGGAAUUUUUGCUUCUGCGAGACACAACACUGAUACCAAACGUACUUUGGUUUGAAUACAAAAACAGCAGGCAGGAGGCAAGGGCAAGGAGCAGGAAGCUGGUAUCCAUGAAGUCACAAUGACAGCUGCUAGGCAUAGGAGGCAGCGGCUUGCACCAUGGUGGCUUACUAAGUAGCCUCAUUCACUUCUAUUGGUUACGGAAAAGAUAAUGUGGACGGUGCAAGUAAGUAUGUGUUACAAAGUUCAUUCUCCUGGACACAAGAUACUUCAAUAUGCUGUUGUUAUAUUACAGACAUGGAUGAAAUUGAUAGACAGAGCAGAUCAUCAUGAACAGUGCAGCCUGAAGCAGCAGCUCCAUAGCUUUUAUAAGUAAUAAUAUUAAUUUAUUGCGUUAAAAUAGACUGUAUUUGUGAUUGUUGACAGAUGCCAGUCAUCAGUAAUAACAUUAUUUUAGAACUAAUAUCUGCCCUUUACACGUAAGAUGGUGUCUUUAAUGUGUCUUGCCCACAGUGUGUUUACCACAAAUUUACCAGAGAUUUUUACAAAGUAUAAGGUUUAUCCAACCUGUAUUGAACUAACUGCAUUUUUUGUUGUAACACUCUUACAAGUGACAAUGUACAAAACUUUACACAAGUAUGUUCCUUUAGCCAUGUUGCUGUAUAAAUUAUUGUUGGCCAUAACUCUUUCUGUGAUGAUUUCUACUGUGCAUUGGUGCAUUGAGUUUGUAAUAUUGUCCCUUUUUUUUCUUUUAAAUUGGAGUGAUGUAUUACAAUUUUUGAAUGGUACAUAUUUUUAUACGUGAGAGUGGGACAAUAUAACCAUCUGUAGCAUUGUCAAAAAAUGUACAAAGUAAUGAAUAGUGUGUCUAAUUUCAAAUUCAGAACACUUCCAUGUAAUAAAAAUGUGAUCAUGGCAGCUUUUAUGAAUGACUGAAUUUUUGUAGUUUAUUUUUGUGUUUAAAUUUUCCUUUU